AUGAUCGAUUCGUCAGCAGAUAUACCUUCGAUACUGAAACUUCAGUAUCUGUUGUCAUCAUUGAAGAGUGAGGCGGCGCUGCUGUUCGAGCAUACCACAUUGACCGCGGACAACUAUGCGACCACCUGGGCCGCGCUGCUGAAACGGUAUGAUAACCCGCGCAUGUUAGUCCGUGAUUAUUAUCGAACAUUGCAUCACCUUCCCGCGAUGCAUGAAGGAUCUGUGGAUGAAUUGGCGCAGCUUGUGGACGAGUUCACGCGGCACGUGAACGGUUUAAGAAAGCUGAAGGAACCGGUUGACAACUGGGACACUCCCCUCACCACAUUGCUGUUCUUCAAAUUGGAUUCAUCAACCAUCCUAGCUUGGGAAAAGCAUUCAUCGGCCAGCCCCAAGGAUAAGUAUUCAGAUCUAAUCGAUUUCCUGCAGGAUAGAAUCCGAAUCCUUCGUUCGUCCCAAACGUUAGCGAAGAUAUCUGAAUCGAAACAAACGCCGGUGGUACGGUCGUGCAAUUCCGUCUUCCGUUGCAACAAGUGCAACGCACGUCAUCACAGCAUGUUGCACGACGAUUCACCGCCACAGGUAACCAUGAACGUAGGUUCGAGCAAUGAAAUUGUGGUUCUCGAAACGGUGGUUCUCUGGUUAGUCGAUGACCAUGGCAUUCGGCAUGAAGCACGAGCGUUGUUGGAUUCAGGAUCCAUGUGCAAUAUCGUGUCCGAAUCCCUAGCGCGGAAGCUGCUGACACGUCGUACAAAGAUCAACGUUGCAUUGACAGGUAUCGGUGAGGGUGUUCAGCAAGCCAAGGGUUCGAUCAUCGCAACGGUGCAGUCAAAGUCAGCGCCAUUUUCGUCGCCACUUGAGUUCCUGAUAGUGAACUCCCCUUGUGCUGAGAUACCGACUGCCCCAAUCGAUGUUGCUGGUUGGAAAUUCCCUGACGUUCCGUUGGCUGAUCCUGCCUUUAACCUUCCUUCAAGAGUUGAUGUGAUCAUUGGGAGUGACGCAUAUUGGGAAUGGCAUACCGGAAAGAAGCAGUUACUGGUCAAAGGCGGUCCUUGGAGCCAUGAGUCUCUCGAUACAUUGCUGCAACGGUUUUGGGAGAACGAGACCAAUCUAGAGGGACCCGCUCUCUCGCUUGAGGAAGAUGCUUGUGAGAAGCAUUAUGCUGCCACUACAACGCGUGAUCACCAUGGUCGUUACAUCGUUUGUCUGCCUCGUAAUCCCAGAGCAGAUAUAGUAUUGGGUUCAUCAAAGGAGAUUGCGGAUCGACGACUGAUGGCUGUGGAGCGGCGAUUGAAGAUCAACCCUGAAAUGGAGAUGGAAUAUAAGCGUUUCAUGCAAGAGUACGAGGAACUUGGUCACAUGCGAAAACUUACCGAACCAGUGGAUGAUAGUGUUCCGCAUUGUUAUAUUCCUCACCAUGCGGUGGUGAAGGAAUCGAGUACAUCCACAAAAGUACGGGUCGUGUUUGACGCGUCCUGUAAAACGAGCUCGGGAUACUCCUUAAACGAUACGUUACUAGUUGGCCCAAUUGUCCAGGAAGAUCUACUAACGAUUAUAUUGCGAUUCAGGUCCUACGCAAUCGCAUUAGUGGCCGAUGUGGAAAAAAUGUACCGGCAAAUUCUCCACAACAUCAUCGAUCGGAAUCUGCUACGUAUCAGGUACCGAAAGAGCCCCCUGGAUCCGAUAUCGACCUACGAGCUGAAUACCGUUACUUACGGCACGGCGUCAGCUCCAUUCCUCGCCACUAGAACGCUCCAGCAGGUUGCGCAUGACCACAAAGAUCAAUUCCCGAAGGCAGUUGAUCCCGUGUUACGUGAUUUUUACGUCGACGAUCUACUAACAGGAGCGACUGACCUUAACGAAGCAGUAGAAGUGCGAAAGCAAAUCACCGCAAUGCUCGAUUCAGCUGGUUUCGCAUUGAAAAAGUGGGCAUCUAACGUUCCAGAAUCGCUUCUAGAUGUCCCAUGUGAAGAUCUUGCGAUUCAAUCAAUGCACGAGUGGAAGGAUGGUCAAGCUGUUUCGACGCUGGGGCUGGUUUGGGAACCCGCCAACGAUUCGUUUUCCUUCAAGGUUGGCCUUCCACAACCAGCUGAAGUAUUAACGAGAAGCUUGAUCUUGUCGUACACGGCAAGCAUAGUCGACCCACUUGAAUCGACGGACAACAUUGUGACGGUGCAAUUGUUAGCAGCGAAGUCGAAAGUGGUUUCAUUGGCGAAUACGCACUCGAUCGCCAGGUUGGAAUUGUGCGCCGCACGAUUAGCAACCCAACUGUUCCAGAAGGUGAGUCGAACGUUACCGGCAUCUACGAUGGCCUUUUGUUGGACCGAUUCAAUGACGGUAAUGUAUUGGCUGGAUUCUCCACCACGUCGAUGGAAACCAUUUGUCGCCAACCGAGUGGCGCAGAUACAGGAAGAAACGCGGAUAGCUGAGUGGCGUCACGUUCCUGGUUGUGAUAAUCCAGCAGACGACAUAUCACGGGGUCUGAAGCCGGAGGAGCUGCGUAAUUGUGAACGUUGGUGGCAUGGGCCUCGUUGGUUGGCUUACAGUCAUGAUGCAUGGCCAAAUCAUCCACCAGCAGUGAAGGAGAAUGACGGUGUCAUCGAAGAACGGGCGACGGCGUCACGGAUUGUCACAGUUUCUACGAGGUGUGAGUUCCGUGACAAACUGUUCGAGCGAUACUCAUCAUACUACAGGCUGAGACGAGUUGCAGCUUAUUGUUUACGCUUCAUGGAGUGCAUCAAGGGAGCCAACAAAUCAUCGAGAGUAAGCUGCAAGGAUGCGCCAGACAUCGAGGAGAAGAGUGUUCCACCGCUUACAGCCACGGAACUACGUCGGGCCGAACUGAAGUUAUGCCAGUUAGCCCAAAGGGAUUCGUUCGCGGAGGAGCUAAAGGUCUUAGCUCAAGAGAAGCAUGUUUCCGACAAAUCGAAGCUGAAGUGGUUGUCACCGCGGCACCAUCGACGGGACAAAGAUUUCAAGAGCAAAAAAGAUUAA
Messenger RNA from Anopheles stephensi (Asian malaria mosquito), 2991 nucleotides. RefSeq lists its product as uncharacterized. Gene Ontology annotation, biological process: proteolysis. The transcript has 5 exons. Gene Ontology annotation, molecular function: aspartic-type endopeptidase activity. Lineage: Eukaryota; Metazoa; Arthropoda; Insecta; Diptera; Culicidae. The coding region runs from base 1 to 2991 and encodes 996 amino acids. The record is from RefSeq and is a predicted model, not a curated record.